Molecule: messenger RNA, 2609 nt
Organism: Scomber japonicus (chub mackerel)
Lineage: Eukaryota; Metazoa; Chordata; Actinopteri; Scombriformes; Scombridae
Gene: marc1
Product: mitochondrial amidoxime reducing component 1
Exons: 7
Coding region: 88-1077 (329 amino acids)
Biological process (GO): nitrate metabolic process
Cellular component (GO): mitochondrial inner membrane
Molecular function (GO): molybdopterin cofactor binding; molybdenum ion binding; nitrate reductase activity
Source: RefSeq, a predicted model, not a curated record
GGCAAGCAGCUAGUGGACGUCGCACAUAAAAAGCCGCUGUCACUUUAACAAAAGUUCAAUGUUCAUGAAAAUCUGCGUGGCUGCAAAAUGGAUCUGAAAGAGCUGGCUGUAAACGCUUUGUCCCAGAAUAGGAAAGCUGCUCUUCUGAUCGGCGGAGCUGGUGUUGCUGUUCUGGGACUUGGUCUUGGAUAUAAAUAUUUAAUAAAGCCAGAAAAGGCUGUUCGUGUUGGCGUAGUGUCCCAGCUCCUCAUUCACCCUCUGAAGUCUGGUAAAGGAGUAUCUGUGGCUCUUGCAGAAUGCCAGAAAAUGGGUUUGAAGUUCGGAGAGCUGCAGGAUCGACACUGGCUGGUGGUCAAAGAGGACAGCCACAUGGUGACGGGCAGACAGCAGCCUCGUCUGGUGUUGGUGUCUCUGACCUGCGAGGGAGUUCAGGUUUGUCUGAACGGCCCAAACAUGGAAGAGCUGCGUUUUCCCGUCAAUCAGCCCGACAACAACGUCAUCAACUGCAGAGUGUUUGGCGCUGACAUUCAGGGUCGGGACUGCGGCGACGAAGUGUCUCAAUGGCUCACUCGUUAUCUGGCGGCAGAGGAAACGUUUCGCUUGGUGCACUUUGAACCCCAGAUGAGACCCAGGAAGCCGAUAGAUCUCGAGCCUCUUUUCUCACAAGCUGAGCAGGUGGCUUACCCAGAUGUCGGACCUGUGAUGCUGCUGUCCGAGGCUUCUGUCAAGAAUCUCAGCAGCAAGUUAGACAAGGACGUAACAGUGGAGCGUUUCCGCCCAAACAUCAUCAUAAGUGACUGUGAAGCUUUUGAUGAGGAUUCAUGGGAAGAGAUCCAGAUUGGCGGAGUUAGACUUCAGCGUGUAAUGUCGUGUGGAAGAUGCAUUUUCACUACAGUUGACCCUGAAACAGGCAUAAUCAGCAGGAAAGAGCCUCUGGAAACACUGAAAAGCUAUCGGCUGUGCGAACCAUCUGAGAAGCACAUCUACAAAUCGGCUCCGUUGUUUGGACAGCUGCACACUGUGAAGAAGACGGGGAUCCUGCAGGUCGGCGAUGUGGUGUACAAGAUCAGCCGUUGAUCGUCAGAGACAGAGACGGAGACACAUGCCGACAAACAUUAACUCAUGGUUUUGUAAGGGGAAGGUGGUUUUGCUAUUAGCACUAUCACUGUAUAACCACUAGACCACUCAAAUGAAAGUAUUUGAUUGUAUGUAGUUUCCAACAGUUAAAUAUACGUAACAAAGAUCAUGUUUUUGAAAUAGAGCUGUGAUUCAUAGAUUCAUAGAGACGAAUCCCCUGAGUUAACAUGCAGUUAUCACUAGUUAUUAGAUCCUAAAGGAAAAUAAUGCUAUUAAAGAGAGUAAUGAAAGUGCCUGAGUCUUUGCAAUAUAAUACUUUACAUGUGUAAUUAUUCCUGCAAUAAUCAGGACAGAGAAACACUACUGCACAUAUGCAACCUCUAGUACUAGUAUAAUCUUCCACUCAUUGAAAUAAACCCACUGACCCUCUUAUGCUCUGAAGGCAUGUGAUAACAAAGAAUGAAAAUGACUGAUUAUACCUUUAAAAACAGCAUAAUUGAAGUUGCUAAAUGAUAAAAACACUCAAACACACAUAACAAUUUGGAUUUAAAAAUUCUAAUUCACUAGUUCAACAUAUAUAAUAUAAUUUUCUAUAAGUAGUAUUUUGGUUAAUUAUAUUUAUAUUUUGAUAAGAGUCACCCACUAUGCUGUAAAUGUUAAAAGCUUGUGUAAAAUCAGUGAAACAGCGAUAAGUGAGGCUGUUCUGUAUCACCUCUCAGGGUAAAUAUUUUCAGAUUCUUUGUAGUCAUGUAUUUGACAUUUACCCGCUGAAUAAACUUUCCAGCAGCAGGUCUGUGACGAACACAACCUUUCAGUUAAUGAGCAAUCCGCCAGUGUCUCAGACCAGUAAGAAAUCAAAGUGUGAUUCUUAAUGCUCUAGUAAUGUGAACUGAACCUUUUGCCAAAACUUAUACUACUUUAUACUACUUUUAUUUAUAUAUAUCUCACUACUGCAAACAUUAUGUAAUCAACAUAAGUUACACAGGACGGCCAGGAGAGAACAAUAUGGUUUUAUAUAAAGAUCCUCUCCAGAAGUGUAUUAAGACAUAUAAAAAUCCUAAAUAUAUAAUUAACCCUUUAGAUAAAUAAAUAAAUAGGAACUUCACAUGCUGUUUCCUUUCUUCAAAUCAGAAGCUGGAAUAGAAAUUAAACCAAAACCAGAAAAUGACUUCUUGUUUUCCACCUUUAUUAUCUGUACCUUCUGACUGUGGGCUGAUUGGCUGACUGGGACCGUUUGCCCCGUCCAUCGCCACGGUUACUAACUACCAACUACCACUGCCUCCAACUGUCUUUACAAACAUGUUUCAGUAGUUUGACAUCCAGCUGGUAACUAAUGUAUUAUAGUUACCCAAAGCUGCAAAGGUGACCCAUCCUUUGUCCCUUUAUACUUCUCUUAAUGAGACCGUUAAUAAAAACAUUUGCUACAGCCUCUGUAAGACACUUCAGUUCAAAUGUUUGAUCUUUUUCUCAAUAAAGGCCUUUGAUUCUUUUUUUUUAUUACAGAUUUUUGCUCAAUAAAAAAUGUAAUGAUG